AUUGGACUCCUUCGUUCGGAAAAGCUUCGGAAAGCGUGGAUAAUGUGAUAGCGCGCGCGCGCGGGGAGCGGGUAGCGGGACGGCACAGAUCGAUUAUUCGCCGCCGAGCGCUCGGCCCGCGAGGACGAGCGUUAAUUUUAGAAUUUCCCCCCGAAACGAUCGCAACGCCGGGAGAUGAGUGCUCCAAAAUCCUUACUUGUUUGUGAUAAAUGUGUGUCGUGAAGUGCAGUGUGACAUAGCGGCGGGAUGGGGAACUCCUGCAGCUCCGGGCAGGCGCAUAAGGACAAGGACAGCCAGUCCCAGCAUUCUGAAGAGUACAAGUUGAAAUCAUCAACCGGGAAUGAAAGGUCACCGUCCUACCGCGCGCGAGCGAAAGAGAGGGAAGACCGACCCGCGCCGACGCAGUUACUCGAGCCUGCGCCCGCGCACCGACCGCAGCUGAAGGGACCACGCCCGGUCGGCUCUAGUGUGUCGGACUCCAUCUCCCUAUCGUCUCCAGUGACUUGCGCGUCCCCCCGCGAUGCCGAAGGCCCCCCCAUGCCGAGCGGCGUGGCCUCGCUGCCUGAGGACCACAGGGCACAGCUACUGGGCAGGCCACAGCAGAGAACGAGGCGGAAGAAGGCGAUGCUCAUAUAUGUCUGUGCGGCGGAUUCACAAGACUGCUGCGCGGAAAAAGGCGCGCUGCAAUGCGGCGCAGCAGCCCGCUUACGCGUGCGCGCGCGCCGCCGCGGCUGGAGGAUCCACGUGGCGGACCUGCACUGGCGGUCACCAUUAGAACAACAGAGGGACCAUCGCUUCCCCGUGCUGUGUAUAGCUGAACUUGCACGUCAGUCAGAGCUCGGAGCAGUAGUCCCAGUGUUGUUCCUCAACUCUGGUCUGGGCACGCCGCUCCUGCCUCACACGCUGGAGUGCGCCGACUUCAAGGCGGCGUUGGACGCUGCUCAAGACGAGACCGACAAGACGCUGCUCAACAAAUGGUACAAACAUACCUACUGCACUAGUGUUGUUCGACUUUGGUCUGGGCACGCCGCUCCGGCCUCACACGCUGGAGUGCGCCGACUUCAAGGCGGCGUUGGACGCCUGUUGUUCGACUCUGGUCUGGGCACGCCGCUCCUGCCUCACACGCUGGGCGCCGACUUCAAGGCGAGGUACAGCCUAGACGAGAGCAGGACGCCGCCAUGCUACCGUCUCGUUCGCGGCGCGCCGGCGCGCUGGCGUCGCGAGAUGGCGAAGGCACUUAACGUAUUGGUCCGAACUCUGCCUCAGGAGGCGUGCGACGCGUACCUCACAACUGUAGUAGAACAGGAAGUCCAGCACACGGUCCUGAUGAGCGUGGAGGCGGCGCGGCGCUGCGUGUGGGUGUGCCGCGCCGGCGCCGCCGCCGCCGCGGAGCCCGACGCGCCCGACGCCGCGCACCACCAGGAGCUGACGCGCCGACUGCACAAUCUACAGAAAGAUUUAAAGCUUCAUCUAAGCGAGCGCAACAUUAUACGGGCCUCGGUCCGCGGGCGCUCCGCCCCCGGCGGCGAGGACGAGUACACUGAAGGGGUGCGGUCCGCGCUCGGCGAGCGGCUCGACGCGCUGCUCGACACGCUGAUCGGAGAGAGCGAGGCGCCUGCCGGCUGUAAUGGAAUACCCACCAGCUUGUUCGACGAGCUGAAUGAACACCUCACAUUCUGCCAAAAGUCUGCUCAGAGCACCUCCAACCGAGAGAUCACCCUUAAUGAACUUAAGACAUACGUGACCGGCGACAGUCAAGUCCCACUGGCACUGAUAGGGGGCGCUGGCUGCGGCAAAGCUACUUUAGUGGCACGAGCGGCAACAUUGGCACCCGCUUGGCAAGAGGAUCUCGCUGUUAUUAUCAGAUUCGUGGGCCUCACCCCGCAGUCGAGUAGCUCGCACCAGCUGCUCAAAUCCAUCGUGGACCAGUGUCACGUGCUGCACGCUGGGACCCCAUAUCGAGGCAGGAAUGACGUGGCAUCGCUGUCAGCGGCGUUACCCAAACUCCUCGGCGCAUUAGGGCGCGCCCGGCCGGCGUUACUGCUGGUGGUCGGGGCAGACGCGCUGCGCGGCGCGCGCUGGCUGCCCUCACGGUUGCCAGGCAACGUUAAGAUGAUUGUUACAGUCACCGAAGAGACCGACGAGCCCUCAAGCUCAGCAAUAAUGGCGGUGUUAUCCUCCGAAGACGGGCCUAAGGUGGUGCGCGCGCCGCCGGUCGGCGCCGACGAGGCGCGCGCCGUGCUGGCGGCGUGCGCGGCCGCCUACAGCAAGACGGGUGCGGCUUCACCGCCCGACGCGGCGGUGAAGGCUGUGCAGAAGUGCACCAUACCGCUUUACGCUAAGGUGGUCCGCGCGCCGCCGGUCGGCGCCGACGAGGCGCGCGCCGUGCUGGCGGCGUGCGCGGCCGCCUACAGCAAGACUGGUGCGGCUUCACCGCCCGACGCGGCGGUGAAGGCUGUCCAGAAGUGCACCAUACCGCUUUACGCUAAGGUACAUAUUCCAUUAUGGUGGUCCGCGCGCCGCCGGUCGGCGCCGACGAGGCGCGCGUCGCGCUGGCGGCGUACAUAUUCCAUUAUGGUGGUCCGCGCGCCGCUGGUCGGCGCCGACGAGGCGCGCGUCGCGCUGGCGGCGUGCGCGGCCGCCUACAGCAAGACUGGUGCGGCUUCACCGCCAGAUGCGGCGGUGAAGGCUGUGCAGAAGUGCACCAUACCGCUUUACGCUAAGAUCCUCGCCUGGCAAAUUUCCCUCUCAGCCGAGACCUUUACAGAGCAGUCCGAGCCAGAAACAGCACCAGAACUGGUCAUCUGCGAGGACCUGGAAGGUCAACUGACGCAGAUCCUCAUCACCACGGAGGCGGCGCUGGGCGCGGAGCGGGUUAAGACGUGUCUGGCGCUGCUGACGGCCGCGAGGAGGGGGUUGGAUGAUACGGAGAUAUUGGACAUGCUGGCUCAUGAUGAGUUGUUUAGGAGCGAAGAGACAUACUUGCCCUGGGCGCCCGCGUCCCUAUUCUGGCCGCAGCUGGCGGCGCUGCUGUCGCCGUGGCUGCGCUGGGACGCGCGCGGCGCGGCGCGGUGGCGCGACGCCGCGCUCGCCGGCGCGGCGCGCGACCGCUACCUGCAGGACUGCGAGGACCAAGUACGGAAAACUUUGGUGGACUAUUACGAGGGUGUCUGGUUCACGGAGAACGACCCGAAGAUGGCAGGCCGGCUUAUAUCGCAAGAAAACAAGUUCUCAGAGGAAUGCUACAACACUCGGAAACUGGACGAGCUACCGUUCCAACACUACCACUUAUCCAAAAACAACCCAGAAUCAUUCGCCACGAGACCAUAUUUCACGGAACUCAGCUGGGUUCACGACAAGCUAGCGGCUACCGACUGCGGGCAUUUUCUGGAAGACAUCGCUUUAGUGCACUUAGACCCCCUGCCUGAACAUAUUGAGAUACUUAAAGAGGUUUUCGAGCACCAUUCCUACGCACUAGACUACGACCACAGACAAUUCUACGGCCUCCUCCGAACCACCAUGGAGAAACGCCAACGGGAAGGCGUCGAGAUCAAAUCCAAAAUAGCCCACUCAUGGGUCGAAGAAAUCUGGGAACCGCCUAUACCUACCUUCUUUCCUGCGAAUGAGGAGUUCUGGAAGAUCGUUGAAACGAAGGAGAAGAGAGAUUUGACGAUGGUGGCUGGGUUUGAUAGUAAGACGUACGAUCUGAUUGUGAGGUUCGACACGAGAGGGAAGUUUGUGGCGACGGUUUCGACGGAACGGGAGGAGAUUUGCGUUUGGGAUGUCGUGCAAUGCAAAUUAGUAAGAAAGAUCACCGGAGUCACCCAGCCUAUCAACUUGGUACCCAUCGACGAGUACCGUUGUGUGGUGCUGUGUAAACGAGAACUGAAGGUGUAUGACCUCAAUCAGGGUAAAUUCGUGGUAUCCCUAAAAGGCGUGAUGAACCAGAAGAUGCCUUACUACGGCCUCCACGACUCCAAGCACCUGGUCGCCCUAUCACGCAACAGGAUGUACGUGAACCUGAUGAAUAUCGAGACUGGGGACUGCGUCACCACUUUCAAAGCCGGCGAGGACAGGUUCCUGAAUUCGCUGCUUGUUUCCGGCGAUGGAAGGAUGCUGGUAUGCGGAGACGAGACGCAAAAGCCGUUCCCACUCCUAGUAUGGUCACUGACGUCACGGAAACUCCUCUACGACUUACGUAUACCGCACCAUGACUUCGUCACCUCGAAGGCAGCUAUCACGUAUGAGGGUUCAUACGUGUGCGUGGUCUCCCGUGAACUAGACGAGCCGAGCCCCAACUUCAUCGUGGUGUACGACCUCCAGUCAGGCACACUCUUCAAGAAGUGGAAGCCUGGAUGUGACACGGUAGCUCUGGCUAUCAGCUCGGCUGACGGCUGCGUGGUGUCGGGGUUGGCUGAUACUAGGAUACUGGUGUGGGAUCUAGUCACAGGGAACUGCCGCCUGACGCUACGCGGACACGGCGCGGCUCCGGCCCGUCUCCGGCUGGCCCGGGCCGGCGGCGUGCUGCUGUCGGCGGACGACGCGUGCCGCGACCUGUCUGUGCGUCUCUGGGACUUGCAUACAGGAAAGCUAAUAGCAGUGUACACACCGCCCGAACGUAUCACCUCCUGCGAGGUGCUAUUAGGAGGCUCCGUACUGGCGCUGGCGCUAGAAAACUACAAGGAGAUCCUCUGUGUCAAGCUCUGCGGGCCUCCCGUGGAUUCAGUCAAUCAGGGCCGCGAGGCAGAGUACGACGACCGGCCGUACGGCGAUCCGGCGCUCGAGGGUCGGACGUUCGACGUCCGCGGCGCGGAGAGCUGCUGAUAUGGCCGUGUCCGUAUC
Messenger RNA from Cydia amplana, 4842 nucleotides. RefSeq lists its product as uncharacterized. Bases 247 to 4824 code for a protein of 1525 amino acids. Lineage: Eukaryota; Metazoa; Arthropoda; Insecta; Lepidoptera; Tortricidae. Gene Ontology annotation, molecular function: protein binding. The transcript is spliced from 29 exons. The record is from RefSeq and is a predicted model, not a curated record.